AUGCGCUCGCCCACCGCCUCCUGUCUGCGUGGACCAGCACUCUACUCGCGCCGGCCCUCAUCAGCCCCGCUUCGGCUGGCGCUUCAGCAUCGAUUCAAGUCGUCUGUCGAUGACCCUUCCACAUCCCAAGUCCCGCGCGAUGGCACACGAGCCCGCGCAACUCCCUCCCACCAUUCGGCACAGGAGCUUGAGCCAUCACUGGGUAACAGCAACUUGCUUAAACGCACACCCGAAGAGGCGCUAGCGACCAAGGGCCUUGUCUUCGCGGAUGGUCAUGGCCUGAAGGGACCCACCGGCAAGGGAAGGGAAACACGCCAAAUGAACUUGCACCAGGCGGUCAGGGAUGCUAUGCGCACCGCGUUGACUUCAAACCCCAAGUCUUUUAUUUUUGGCGAGGACGUAAAGGCUCAUGGCGUAUUCCGCUGCACACAAGGUCUUGCCGAGGAGUUUGGCCAAAAGCGUGUGUUCAACACCCCAUUGACCGAGCAAGGUAUUGCUGGCUUUGGUAUUGGCCUCGCUAGUGUCGGCUCAACAGCGAUCGCGGAGAUUCAGUUCGGCGACUAUAUCUUCCCAGCGUUUGACCAACUGGUGAAUGAGGCUGCCAAGCAGCACUAUGCCAGCGGAGGUUCUUACCCAUUGCCUGGCGGCUCCUUCACCGUCCGAGCUCCCGUGAUGAGCGUGGGUCACGGUGGUCUGUACCACUCCCAGUCCCCAGAGGGCUUCUUCCUCGGCGCGGCGGGUCUCAAGGUUGCAGUGGUCAGCACCCCUAUCCAGGCCAAGGGCCUGCUGCUUGCUGCCAUCCGUGACCCCACGCCGACCAUCAUCUUCGAGCCCAAGGUUCUCUACCGUGCCGCUGUCGAGCAAGUACCUGUGGACGACUAUACGCUACCUUUGGGCCCCACAGACGAGGUUCGCCCCGGCACUGAUCUCACAGUCGUGUCUUACGGAACACCGCUGUACACCACUUUGCGUGCAAUUGAACUGUUGUCCAACCCCCCUCCGGCGUUGGUGCAGUUCCUGCCGGAGAAGCUCCGUCCGCCCAACCCUGCUCCGUCAAUCCAACUCAUUGACCUCCGUACGAUCAACCCUUUGCCCAUUGGUGAAAUUACGGAAGCGGUGCGCAAGACUGGUCGACUUGUCAUUGUGCAUGAGGCUGGCAAGAGUGGCAGUGUCGGAAACAACCUUGCUGGCGAAGUUGGACGUCGCGCGUUCGACUAUCUCGAGGCUCCUAUUGGCCUCGCCGCUGGCUGGGACGUGCCCGUCCCACUCGCAUACGAAAAGUUCUACCAGCCUGACGUGAUUCGCGUGUUCGACAAGUUGGUUGAGACUCUGUCGUACUGA
Molecule: messenger RNA, 1341 nt
Organism: Apiotrichum porosum
Lineage: Eukaryota; Fungi; Basidiomycota; Tremellomycetes; Trichosporonales; Trichosporonaceae
Exons: 11
Coding region: 1-1341 (446 amino acids)
Biological process (GO): branched-chain amino acid catabolic process; response to nutrient
Molecular function (GO): catalytic activity
Source: RefSeq, a predicted model, not a curated record